AGUAGUCAUCAUUAAAUGAUUUCAUUUAUUCUCAUUUGUGUUUUGACUUCGUAACAACUGAUACUAGUGUGUGGGAAUUGUGAUAAACUUGCUGACAUAUCAAUCCCUUUUCACUUGAAAACAAUGAUUACCACUGAAACAGACACUAACAGUCCCUUUUGUUACAAACCAGUAAUAAAAAAUCUUCCCAAAGGAAAUGUACAUGGUUUUUCAACCCUUGUCAACAGAGGGUACCCCAUUAUAUGUUCAUAAUUAGAAUGCAAAUGUUUAAAUAACUGGUGAGUUUAGAAUUGUGGAUUUUGUAAUCCACAUGGUCUCGACCAACAAAUGACAGUGAUUCCACUUAGAUCCGAGAAGUGCACCAAGGAAAUUGGUUUUUGGGCAUCUUGCAGCAAUGCCCUAUGGUCCCGAAAAAGCAUUUUCUCCAAAAGGAUAUUCCAAUGUGUGCGCACAUUGAUGCAUGUAAAAACAUUCGCAUGAAAAUCAGUGCAGGAACCAACAGGCAUGCACUUACUCCAUCCAUUUGCACUACACUUCCUGGUUCAAAAUGGCAUCACCCUUUAGUAGUCUGUAUUGAUAUACAUAGAAUUGACACCAUGGCAUCUUUGUUUCAUAUUGUCCUGAAACAUCUUUUUAUCUUCUUUGUCAGGAAGUUGUGUGGUACUUGUUCCAAAUUGCAUCUGCAGUUAAUCACAUACACGACAAUGGUAUAUUGCACAGAGACAUCAAGACAUUGAAUAUCUUCUUAACAAAGCAGAACCUGAUCAAGUUGGGUGACUUUGGCAUCUCAAAAGUAUUGAAAAACACUGAAGUAGCAGAAACAGUGGUAGGCACUCCGUACUACAUGUCCCCAGAGCUCAUGCGGGGUCAACAGUAUGACAUUAAAAGUGACAUUUGGGCAAUAGGCUGUGUGUUAUAUGAACUACUGUCACUCAGACGGAGUUUUGAUGCAUCAAACCCUCUUAAGUUGGUUUGGGAAAUUGUGCAGAAGGAAAUUGAUACAGAUUCCUUGGAUGCUAUGUAUUCAUCUGAGAUGAAGUCUUUGGUACGUCAACUUUUGUCAAAGGAUCCAGAAAAGAGACCUACUGCAGUUGAGUUAUUGAGGCAUCUGGUGACAGAGGCCACCAAUGAAACCAUGGAGAAGAAAGUCUGGUCACUAAAUGCUUCAUCAAGGAAGGCAAGGAUAGCAAGCAGUACUGCAACAGAGACAAUUCCAGUUGUCACAUCUAAGACGAGUGAGGUAUACUACUGGGGAGGUGGUCGGUUAACACCUUAUAAGCUGGAAAUCUUCAAAAAGGGUAACGCAGCAUUGCAAGUAGCAGCCGGCAACCUGCACUUUGCGGCUGUAACUGUGGAGAAAGAACUGUUUACUUGGGCAAAUGUGCAGGGGGGACAAGCCUUGGUCGGUCAGCUGGGCCACGGAGACACAGCUUGCUACAAGAACCCCAAGAAAGUUGAGUCCUUACAGAAUGUCAGAGCAGUGUCAUGUGGAGAGGAGUUUACUGCAUGUGUCACAGAUGAUGGUGAGCUUUAUACAUUUGGAUCUGAUUACUAUGGCUGCCUUGGCUGUGAUAAUGCCGAAGGUGAUGAAGUGACUGAACCAAUCCUUGUAGAGUUAUUUAGUAGUAAACCUGUGGAGCAGGUGUCUUGUGGAGAAAGUCAUAUUGUUGCUCUGACUAAAGACAAGGAGGUGUAUUCCUGGGGAUGUGGAGAGUUUGGUCGCCUUGGCCUUGGCAGUGAAGAUGAUCAUAGUUUACCUCAGAAAGUACACAUUUGCGGCAAUAAAACCAUCUGUUCAGUAUGUGCAGGCUUUGAUGGGACAUUCUUUGUCACCACUGAUGGUAAGGUAUUGGCUUGUGGAAGUAAUGAAAACAACAAGCUUGGUUUCAACACCGUUACCAAAGGUCUCAAGAAACGUCAGGUCAAGGAAAGCUAUGACAUUCCAUGCAAAGAUAUUCCUGCUAUUGUAAAGCCACUAAACAGAUAUCACAUAAUGUCAGUAUCCACUGGAAAGGAUCACUCUGCUGUCAUAGAUGAUACUGGUCGGUUAAUCACAUUUGGUCUGAACAAGCAUGGUCAGCUGGGUGUUGGAGACUGCAAGCCCAGAUCAGGAGUCAAUAAAAUCAGUGGUGUACUUAGUAGUAAACAGGUACUACGUGCUGCAUGUGGGGAUGGUUUUACAGUCAUUGCAACCAAGGAUAAUCAAAUCUACUCCUUUGGGAAUGUAGAGAGUGGUAGACUGGGCAUACCUGUUGAUCCAAGCCUUACCCAUCGUAAGAAAAUGGCUGUUCCCACGCCAAAGCCCAUAUUUGGGUCACUACACUUUGUGUCAGAUGUAUCAUGCAGACAUUGGCAUUGUAUUGUCAUUGUUGAAAAAGUUCUGAAAUCUAAAACUAUUCGCUCUCCUCACCAAGACAGCUUCACUUCAAGCAGAGGCUCUCAGCUAUCAGAACCCAGUCAGGAUGAUAGCGUCUUUACUAGUGAAAGUUACAUUUCUGAUAAUGCUGACAGUGAAGGGGCUGUAACUUGUAAUGAAGAUGAGCAGGAUGUGCUGGCAAUCACAGGCUCUAGUGAUACAAACUCAAGGAAGGGAGAUGAUAGUAUGCCACCAUGGUUAGCUGAGGAGCUGGAAAAUGCAGAAUUUAUACCCUUGGAAAGUGAGAGUGAUUCCCCUCCUGAUCCCAUUAACCCAUCUGUUAUAAACCAGCCUCCUCAUGACCUGCAGCAUUUGGACUGUCCUACACAUAAUCCAGCUGUAGCUCCACCAGUGGCAAUGUUGUCUACAUCACAUGAUCAGAGAUCUCUUGAUGCCAGUUCCAUUUCUGUUGGGUUUGCCACAAGCCAGGUUACCCAUGGCAUACCCUUCUCUGUGCCCCCUCUCUGUCUGGAUGGUCUGUCAGGAUCUGGGGAUUCAAUCAGACUUCAGAUGAUACGUGAUAGGGAGAGAGAUGAAGAGUUGGAAGCACUCAAUCAACGAGUGAUUCAUCUUGAAGCAGAAAAUAAAAAAGUAAGAAAAUACACUUGCUUUAACCAUUUGCUGCCGGGGAACCCUGUUUCGAGCACCAUGGGUUUCUACACAGAGCCAGGGUGCCUGAAAUGGGACAAAAGAGCUGGUCCA
This is a messenger RNA of Acanthaster planci (crown-of-thorns starfish), 3118 nucleotides long. RefSeq names its product NIMA related kinase 9 (gene nek9). The record is from RefSeq and is a predicted model, not a curated record. NCBI's taxonomy places the organism in Eukaryota, Metazoa, Echinodermata, Asteroidea, Valvatida, Acanthasteridae. Gene Ontology annotation, biological process: protein phosphorylation. Gene Ontology annotation, molecular function: protein kinase activity; ATP binding.